AUUAGCAAGUCCCUAAGCAACUUAGCGAGACCCUGUCUCAAAAUACAAUAUAAAAAGGGCUGGGGAUGUGGCUCAGUGGUUGAGCACCCCUGGGUUCACUCUCCAGUACCAGAAGGAAAGAACGACGUCUCCUGGGAGUCCCCUACAGCUCUGACCUGUCCCCAUCUCGCUCCCUGUCUCCCUCUCUAUUUGUUUCCAGUGUCUCUCAAUGGCAAGGGAGGAUCCCCUCUCCUGGACUGGCGCACCAAGCCCCAGCUGCUGGGAGAGUGGUACUGCUCUGGGUCCCCUUCUCUACAACCCCUCCACCUAAGAUCCACUGCCUGGGGCAGAAAAGGUGACCCCCUCCUGAGGAGCCCCUGUUCCAGAGUCCCCUGGGGCCAGGCUGAAGAUGGCCUCCUGUCCCGCUCAGCCUCUCCCACACCUCUCCUGUUCUCCCACCUCCUUCUGCUGAAGUUCUUCCCUCAGCGGAUCACUUGUUCUAGAAUCCCCAUCCCCAGGGCUGCUCCUACCUGGCCCAACACACAGAUGUGAUUCUUUGUGUCUGCAACUCGGAUGAGGCCGGGACCUCAGAGCAGAGGGGCGACGCUCCCUGUCCUUUCUUCCUGCUGCCCUGCCUCUGAAAGAGUGACCUUACCCUGGGAUGUUCUCCAACACUGGUCCAGAGCCCCUCCUCCGUGCAGCCGUGACUGACAGGCCCGCUGUGACCUGCCGUGCCCUAGCCUUGCCAGGCCUUCCUGUGGCACAGGACUGUUCUAAGCAUGUGACAGGCAUGACCACAUCCAGUGCCCCCCAGAGCCCUGGAGGUGGAGCUGACAGUAUCCCCAGGCAGGUGGUCGCUGUGGCGCAGAGGCAGGGCCCAGACUAGGAGCCGGGAAUUCAGGCUGCAGAGCCCCAGACCUAGGGCCAGAGCCCCAGCCCGAUGCUCCCUGGGGCCACAGCUCAGGCUCGGGACAAGGUCGCCUGGACGGCAUGGACCUGCAGCCAGCCACUCCCUGGCCAGGUGGCUCCAGGCUGGGGUUUGAACCGCAGGAGCCAGCCAACUGCCCUGUGACCGAUUGUGACCUCAGAGGCUUCUAUGGGUCCUGCCUGCCAGAGCCAUGCAGCUGGGCCCCCUCGGUGGUGUGGCGGUGAGACCAUGGCUGAUGUCAGCCCCUGUGGUGUCAUAAGCCAGAGCGCGGUGGCCUGAAGCUCCGACAGUCUGUCUGCUUCUGGGGACCCCCGGCUCUGGGACCCCCAUGUGACCAGCCUCGGGGAAGCCCUCGCAGCCUCCCAGUCACCUUCCUGGGCAGGAGCGCGUCCAGGAUCCAACCCAAUGACCCCCUAACUGGUGUCACCGUCAGGAUUUGGGAUAGGGCUGCCCGGUGACCUCAGGCACCCUAUGUGGCCAGGAAGGACAGCCCAAGUCAGUUUGGGAAGUGGCAAGAGGACAGUGGGAGAGAUGAUCCAGGAUGGAUGCUCAUGAGGUCAGCGGGCUGCCCUGGACGCUGCAUGGCCCCUGUCCCCGGGGAAGCAGACGGAGUGAAGCUGGCGUCACUCGGGGAAGGAGGAAGGCGGGUGUGGAAUGGCCCGGGGACCCCUGAGUUCUGGGCAUCCGGAAGCCUCGCUGGCCCAGCAGUGGGCACACAGAGCACCCACCCUGAACCCUUCCUGUCCCCCCCAGUCGGCCUCCUCUCUUUCCUUCCCUGAAACAUGGAGGCGAAGUUCCUGUGUUCUCCACAGAGGGAGGGAAUUACAUGGAGUUCUGUACAGAGCUGUCCCCCUGUCCUGCCCCUUCUCCAGAGUCCUCUUGUCUUCCAGCCAUGGCUAAGAGGGCCCCAGCCUGACUCCCUCCAUGAUGGAAUUCAGAGCCCGCAGGAAAUCUCAGCAGCGGAAGAAAUCUAGGAGCAAGGCCCAAGAGAAGUUCGCCAAGAAGUUUCCCUACAGGUUCUCUUGGCUGACAGAGCCCAGCUGUGAGUCCCCGAGAGCCUGGGCGGGCAGGAGCAGCUCCCAGAGGGACUUGCUGCCCCUGCAGAAGCAGCUGGUGCCAAGGAGAUCCAUCCCGGUCCCAGGGCUCGGGGCUCCAGGGUACUCGUCACCAUCCAGACUCUACCCAGCGCCCCCACCGUGCAGCCUCUGGGAACUGCAGUUACUGAGCCUCCGCUUCCCCAGACAAGCCGAACGCCAGCUGUUCCCUCUGUACAGCAACGACCCCUGGAGCAGCGAAGCCACUGGGCCAUCCAGGGGCCUCUCCUAAUGCCCCAGCUCUGCGUGGCCUUCCACUCGGCCACCUUCUCCUUGGCACACUCUGGACAGCAGCCACAGAGACUUUAGUGAGGGGAAACAGCCCUCGUGGCCAUGGAAAACCAGGAACUCUCCAUCUCCCCAGAAACCACACCAUAGCAAUAAACUUUGUA
Molecule: messenger RNA, 2393 nt
Organism: Sciurus carolinensis (gray squirrel)
Lineage: Eukaryota; Metazoa; Chordata; Mammalia; Rodentia; Sciuridae
Gene: C19H3orf22
Product: chromosome 19 C3orf22 homolog
Exons: 4
Coding region: 1832-2233 (133 amino acids)
Source: RefSeq, a predicted model, not a curated record